Cyphellophora attinorum is the source of this 2982-nucleotide messenger RNA. RefSeq names its product Fatty acyl-CoA synthetase and RNA processing-associated kinase 1. Bases 1 to 2982 code for a protein of 993 amino acids. Gene Ontology annotation, cellular component: cytoplasm. Gene Ontology annotation, molecular function: protein serine/threonine kinase activity; tau-protein kinase activity; ATP binding. Gene Ontology annotation, biological process: intracellular signal transduction; protein phosphorylation; microtubule cytoskeleton organization. The transcript is spliced from 5 exons. NCBI's taxonomy places the organism in Eukaryota, Fungi, Ascomycota, Eurotiomycetes, Chaetothyriales, Cyphellophoraceae. The record is from RefSeq and is a predicted model, not a curated record.
AUGACUUCGGCGUCAGUCCACACUGGUGGUCGAUCAAAUCAUAUUCCGACAUCACAAGCUUAUGACGAGGAUGUGGCAUACUACGAGCAGCGCCCAAAUGUCAAUCAAUUUUACAGCGAUGUACCGGCCAGUAGUAGCGGCAGGCUCGCGCCUCAGCAUGACCAAAGGCAGUACUACUCGAGCUCGCAUUCCCCACAAUCACAGCAGGUGACAUCUCAAGAUGAAUACGUCCUGCCUUACCACACCCGCUCUGCCGACUCAUAUGAUGGUCCAGCGCCAUUGCCUCCCCCGAGAACGUCCUCUCAGCAGCAUCAGUCGUCGCACUCGUCGUCGGGUCGCGCAUCGUCACGGCAACCUCAACAGAACACCAACACCUACGGCAGGACUUCGCCGCGGGAAAAGUCAGAUCCACCAAAUGCCGCGGCGGCUGCUGCACGGUCAAGACGGAAGAAUCCAAGCAGUCCAGAAGCUCCUCAAAGAUCCACGAGCGCAAGAGACCAGCCGCAACAGUCUCAGCCUCAGCAAGUGCCUGCUCCAUUAGUUCGAGAAUAUAGCGAAGUCAUUAACCGUGUUGUCGUUUCCGAUCCUCGGGUCGACGAAGAUCGUCUACAAGAGCGUGUAGCUGAGGCGCAACCGCAUGCGACAGAUGCCGAGCUCGACUUGACCGGCGAUCUCCCUCCGCCCACUGAAGAUAUCCCAGGCCCUGCAAGAAGACAAGACUACUCAAAAUCUGCCUCAAGACGGAAAGACGUCCAGUUCGGCGACUAUGUACUCGGCCAGACUCUUGGUGAGGGAGAAUUUGGCAAAGUAAAACUGGGCUGGAAGAAGGAUGGCAGCUCACAAUGUCCAGAAUCAUCCUGUCGCCUGCCCAAAAUCUACCGAGAAAUCUCAAUCCUCCGCGAUCUUGCGCAUCCGAAUAUUGUUCGUUUGCACGAGAUGGUCGAGACGGAACGACAUAUCGGCAUCAUUCUGGAGUACGCAUCAGGUGGCGAGCUGUUCGACUACAUCCUCAACCAUCGAUAUCUGAAAGACCCUGCAGCCCGCAGACUGUUCGCUCAGCUGGUCUCCGGCGUCGGCUACCUGCACAAGAAAGGCAUUGUCCACCGCGAUCUCAAGCUCGAAAACUUGCUCCUCGAUCAAAACCGCAACAUCAUCAUCACCGACUUCGGUUUCGCAAACACUUUCGAUCCUAUAGACGUGCUGGGAGAUGAGAUAGAGUACAAUCUCACCAACAAGGACUAUGUACGAAAGCUGAAACUCGAUAAUCUCGAUGCUAGAGGCCUUCGACGUGGUGAUUUGAUGCAGACGAGCUGUGGCAGUCCUUGUUAUGCAGCGCCAGAACUUGUGGUUAGCGACUCCUUGUAUACUGGUCGCAAAGUCGAUGUGUGGAGUUGCGGAGUUAUUCUGUAUGCUAUGCUGGCUGGAUAUCUCCCUUUCGACGACGAUCCAGCAAAUCCGGAAGGCGACAAUAUCAACUUACUGUACAAAUACAUCACGACAACCCCUCUUACAUUCCCGGAAUACGUUUCACCUCAUGCGAGAGACCUGUUGCGACGAAUCUUGGUGCCUGAUCCUAGGAAGCGGGCGGAUCUAUUCGAAGUCGCGAGGCAUUCUUGGCUGACCGAGUAUGUUGCGCCGCAAUCUCACACCAACAGAGGCCAUGACGUCGCACCUGUGACAGCUGCAGAGUACGCUCGAUCACGCGGAGACGAAAAGAGAACAGUACAUCAACAAGCGACCACAUCGAAGCCGCUUCCGCAAGAUCCACCCCGACCGCCAGUCAACGACAAAAUGGGACCUCCCACACGUCCUGGACGGGAAGUGCCAAGAUCUGUCUCAGACUCAACAGGCGCCUUCGCCACACAGAGUCAAUACGCUACUCGGCCAAGCACUCAAGGCUCGAUAGCCUCACAAGGCCAAACUCGAUCCGAUCUCAGACUCCCGUCGAGAGGAUCAUAUGGUCAACCAGUCGCGCCGACAGUUGCUACUACCAAUGUGCAAGGCCGUGUCAGUCAGCCCGCUAAGGCUCCGCGAGGCUAUAAUAUUGGUGGACCUGUCUCGUCUCCAGGACCAAAUCAGCCAUAUGGACAACCCGCUAAUACUGACACAAUGCCCGCACCAGUGACUCAGCCUAAGCAGCAACAUCACCGGAGGUCGAGCACUCUUAGCGGACUGGGCGAGCGUCUCUUUGGCCGAUCAAACUCUGUGCGCAAGAAGGAGGACGAGAAACCAAAGCGUGAGAAGAGAUACCCGCCUACAAGCAUGAAACCGAUGACGACAGAUGGCAACGGCGACUAUCAGCAUCGAUCAUUCUCCUUCGGGCUGGGCAAGAAGAAGAGCACCGAUCUCGAAUCGCAAGUAGAAAAGCCUCAAGGGCGCCGCUUCUCGCUCCUGCCAGCUUCGAUGUCGUUUGGGCGAUUGAUGAGUGGCAAGGAGCAGCCCGAGCCACAGACACAGCCACAACAAAUGCAAGAGUUCGCAACCACGGCCAAGCUACGACGGAGUGCAAGAUCAGCCAGAUACAACUACUCUCGACCGCAGCAGACGCAGCAUCAGUACAGUCGACCGCAGCAGCCUUCCGGCCAGUACUCAAGCCCAAUGUCGAGCCCGCCGCAACAGCAGUCUGACCCUUACGACGUCUACGGCGGUACUGGAGUCUACAACGCUCAGCCACAACAUCAGAGUCAGCAACCACAGGGCCGCACACAGCACGUUCGUGGCGCAUCGCAACCUAUGGCAGGCUACGGCAGUCAUCAGCAGCAAUAUGCAGGCACGCCACCAGCGAACAACUCUCGAACCUCGAUGCAGCAGCCUCGCCAACAACGAGGGGUGCUCGUGAAGCCGAAUCGCAAGUUCACUGACGCGUACGACAACGAUUCGAACCACCAACAUGGCGGCAGUUCGGGCGCUGUGCGAAAGGUGCAGGACUUCUUCCGCAGAAGAAGUCGAGCGCCGAGGCCUGAUGGUGGCGACUAUCGAUAG